AUGGCUAUCCGAGUUUCAGCCACUGCAAAGAUUUCUCUUCCUCCACCACCUUCUUAUUCUUCAACCUCAAACAAAGCUUCUUUAAGAACCCUAUCUAAACCCAUAUCCACUUCCCUCUCUUUAUUGGCUCUAUUUUCACUUCCCCACGAGGCCAAAGCUAUCAGUCUUAGCAAAGAACAUAUUGUUUCAUCUCUGACUGAACCAUUUUUUUGGUUCUUUGAAUUACAGGUGGAGAAAACCAUUGAUCAAGUUCAAGAAGCGGGUUCGAGUGCCUGUGAUGUUGCACAGCAGGUGUUUGGUGUUGUGGGGAAAGCUUUGAAGCCAGCCAUUGAUGCUGGGGUUCCUAUUGCCAAGAAAGCUGGAGAAGAGGCUUUGAAGGUCGCUUCUCCGGUUAUAUCUGAGGCAUUGAAGAAAGCACAAGAAGCAAUUCAAGGAACUAGUCUUGAUUCUGAGCCUGUGCUCACUGCUGCUAAGACCGCUGCGAAACAAACUACGGAGGUGAUCGAUGUAGCCAAGCCUCUAGCUUCUUCGACAUUCGAAACCAUAACAUCUGCAGAGCCAUUAACAAUUGUAGGAUCUGCCGGUGCAUUAUUCGUGGCAUACCUCCUCUUUCAUCCCAUCUGGUCAUUCAUCUCCUCUCCCCGGUGCAGAAGAGAGAAGCCCUUCUUUCUCUCUAGGAUUCCCUCACCGGAGAGAAUUCGACCACCGUCAGCCACCGUGCUCCGACGUCGAUCGCCUCCGUCGACCACCGUUCAUGGUGGAGAUGGAUGGUCUUUUUAUAGGCCCCUUCGUAUGCCCUUUGGACCGGUUACAAGGAUGUCCUUCGGCAGCAUGGCAGCAGUUGGAGUGGAGCGCUUGGAGGCGGUGGCCGGCGUAGACCCUAGGGUGUAA
This is a messenger RNA of Hibiscus syriacus, 891 nucleotides long. RefSeq names its product calcium sensing receptor, chloroplastic-like. NCBI's taxonomy places the organism in Eukaryota, Viridiplantae, Streptophyta, Magnoliopsida, Malvales, Malvaceae. The record is from RefSeq and is a predicted model, not a curated record. The coding region runs from base 1 to 891 and encodes 296 amino acids. Gene Ontology annotation, biological process: de-etiolation; cellular response to calcium ion; regulation of stomatal closure. The transcript is spliced from 6 exons.